Molecule: messenger RNA, 1431 nt
Organism: Colletotrichum navitas
Lineage: Eukaryota; Fungi; Ascomycota; Sordariomycetes; Glomerellales; Glomerellaceae
Product: family 1 glycosyl hydrolase
Exons: 2
Coding region: 1-1431 (476 amino acids)
Biological process (GO): carbohydrate metabolic process
Molecular function (GO): beta-glucosidase activity
Source: RefSeq, a predicted model, not a curated record
AUGUCUCUUCCUAGCGAUUUCCUCUGGGGCUUUGCCACUGCUUCAUACCAGAUUGAGGGUGCCGCCGAGAAAGACGGCCGUGGCCCUUCCAUCUGGGACACGUUCUGUGCCAUCCCCGGCAAGAUCGCCGAUGGCAGCUCCGGCGUCGUCGCCUGCGACUCGUACAACCGCACUGCCGAGGACAUUGCCCUGCUCAAGUCCGUCGGCGCCAACAGCUACCGCUUCUCACUCGCCUGGUCCAGAAUCAUUCCUGUCGGCGGUCGCAACGACCCAAUCAACCAGGCCGGCAUUGACCACUACGUCAAGUUUGUCGACGACCUCCUCGACGCUGGCAUCACCCCCUUCAUCACCCUCUUCCACUGGGAUCUCCCCGAUGGCCUCGACAAGCGCUACGGCGGCCUCCUGAACCGCGAGGAGUUCCCCCUCGACUUUGAACACUACGCCCGCGUUGUCUUCAAGGCCAUCCCCAAGUGCAAGAACUGGAUCACCUUCAAUGAGCCCUGGUGUUCCUCCAUCCUCGGCUACAGCAGCGGCUUCUUCGCCCCCGGUCACACAUCCGACCGGACCAAGUCCGCCGUCGGCGACUCGGCCCGCGAGCCUUGGACCGUCGGCCACAACUUCCUCGUCGCCCACGGCCGUGCCGUCAAGGUCUACCGCGACGAGUUCAAGCCCACCAACGGCGGCCAGAUCGGCAUCACCCUCAACGGCGACGCCACCUACCCCUGGGACCCCGAGGAUCCCGAGGACGUCGAGGCCGCCGAUCGCAAGAUUGAGUUCGCCAUCUCCUGGUUCGCCGACCCCAUCUACUUUGGCAAGUACCCCGACUCCAUGCGCAAGCAGCUCGGCGACCGCCUGCCCGAGUUCACCCCCGAGGAGCUCGCCCUCGUCAAGGGCUCCAACGACUUUUACGGCAUGAACCACUAUACCGCCAACUACAUCAAGCACAAGACCACCCCACCCGAGGAGGAUGACUUCCUCGGCAACCUCGAGACCCUCUUCGAGUCCAAGAAUGGCGAGAACAUCGGCCCCGAGACCCAAUCCUUCUGGCUGCGUCCUAACCCCCAGGGCUUCCGCAACCUCCUCGUCUGGCUCUCCAAGCGCUAUAACUACCCGCCCAUCUACGUCACCGAGAACGGCACCUCUCUCAAGGGUGAGAACGACAUGCCCCUGGAGCAGAUCCUCGAGGACGACUUCCGCGUCAACUACUUUGACGGCUACGUCAAGGCCAUGGCCGAGGCCUGCGAGAAGGACGGCGUCAACGUCAAGGGCUACAUGGCCUGGUCCCUCAUGGACAACUUUGAGUGGGCCGAGGGCUACGAGACCCGCUUCGGCGUCACCUUUGUCGACUACGAGAACGACCAGAAGAGAUACCCCAAGAAGAGCGCCAAGAGCCUCAAGCCCCUCUUUGACAGCCUUAUCAAGAAGGAGUAG